This is a messenger RNA of Solea senegalensis (Senegalese sole), 2391 nucleotides long. Its product is annotated as microtubule-associated protein RP/EB family member 3-like. The record is from RefSeq and is a predicted model, not a curated record. Gene Ontology annotation, molecular function: microtubule plus-end binding. Gene Ontology annotation, cellular component: microtubule plus-end; spindle midzone; microtubule organizing center. Gene Ontology annotation, biological process: protein localization to microtubule plus-end; spindle assembly; regulation of microtubule polymerization or depolymerization. Bases 153 to 944 code for a protein of 263 amino acids. NCBI's taxonomy places the organism in Eukaryota, Metazoa, Chordata, Actinopteri, Pleuronectiformes, Soleidae. The transcript is spliced from 8 exons.
GCAACUGGCUGAAGCGACUCAGCGACAGAGAGCAGCUCAUCAUCUGAGACAACGAGACGGCUGAGAGAGCCACUCCGGUCUGUCUGUGAGGUGGUCGAGCACAGCCUGAUUCAAACAGUUCACACCGAACACACACCCAGCACAGCAGGAGGAUGGCGGUGAAUGUCUACUCCACCUCUAUGAACGUAGAGAACCUCAGUCGUCAUGACAUGCUGGCGUGGGUGAACGACUCGCUGCAGCUCACCUACACGAAGAUCGAGCAGCUCUGUUCAGGCACUGCUUACUGCCAGUUCAUGGACAUGCUGUUUCCAGGCUGCAUACUGCUGAAGAAAGUCAAAUUCAACUCCAAAUUGGAACAUGAAUACAUCCACAAUUUCAAGGUUUUACAGGCUGCGUUCAAGAGAAUGAAUGUGGACAAGAUCAUCCCGGUGGAGAAGUUGGUGAAGGGCAAAUUCCAAGACAACUUUGAGUUCCUCCAGUGGUUCAAGAGGUUUUUCGACGCCAACUACGACGGCAAAGAAUACGACCCCGUCCUCACGCGACAGGGUCAGGAGGGAUCGGCGCAUCCAUCCAGCAUAGCCUCCAUGAGAACGUCGCCAACAACACCCAAGAGCGUCCCCACUCCGCAGAGGCCGGCCAACGUACCGGCGGCCCGCAGGAACCCUCCCGUGACCCGCAACGGAGGAGACGCCGACCUCAUGGAGCUCCACCAGCAGGUGCUGGAACUGAAGCAGUCUGUGGACGGACUGGAGAAGGAGAGGGACUUUUACUUUGGAAAGCUGCGAGACAUCGAGCUCAUCUGUCAAGAAAACGAAAGCGAGAGCAGCCCCCUCCUGAGCAAAAUCCUAGACGUACUGUACGCGACAGAGGAGGGAUUUGCGCCGCCAGAGGAUGAGGAGAUCGACGAGGGAGCAGGACCAGGUGCGGAACAGGACGAGUUCUGAACUCUUUUCCUCAUCAUCACAAAUCAUCAGUUUGUCCCACUCUCAUCUCUCACCCCUUUAACCAAACCUCAUCAUUAUUCUCAUCUGUCCUUUUUAUUUUUAUUUACCCGCCCCCACUCAUACGUCGUCUUAACUCUUUGUUUUUGUAAAGCCUAGCUUCCCAAACUCGCCCUUGCAAACAAAAGGACACUAAACCUGGACUUGUCUGGACUAAAGGACUUGUCUCACUCGACUUACUCUUAAUAGAGAGGGGGGAGAACGCGGCACUACUGGGGGGAGGGGGGGGGGUCUACUUUAAGUCUUUCAGAGGUUCAACAUGAACGGUAAUGUGAUUACAGGGUUUUCAGUGCUGACAGUCGGAGCCGACAGUUGCUAUAACGAUGUGUCGAAAUCUUGCAGGAGGUCACUUUCUGUCUCUGUCCACUCUGACCGGUGACACACACAAACACACACACACACACACAGGGAUCAGGGUUUAUAUAUGAAACCACACAAUAUUUUCUGCACAUUGUGUUCGGUUUUGGGCAGAAGAUUUCACUCAAGUGAGAUUAUGAACGGUUUUAAAUCCCCUUCUGGAGGAGAGGCCUGCACACACACACACACACACACACACACAGACGUCAUAUAAGUGUAUAUACAUAUACAUAUAUAUGUGUAGAUAUAGAUAUAUAUCUAUAUAUGUAUAGAUAUAUAUCUAUAUAUAUAUAGAUAUAUAUAUACAUAUAUAUAGAUAUGAUAAAAACAUAUCAGAUUGUAUGAAAUUUCUCAUAUUCCCGUUCUCAUUCGUCAAAACACAGAUGGAUUUGCUCUUCUGACAGCUUGUUUUACGAGACAGCAUGAUGUAUUUAUGUUUUUAUUUAUUUAAUUUUUUUUUUAAUCUGCUCUUCAAAGUUUCUGAAAACAGUGUUGGAUUCUUUUUGGAUUUGAAAAAUGCAGUAAAUGUAGCAAAAAAAGAUAAAAAAUGAUCCACAAUGCCAACAACGCAGUGACUGGCUGUUUGCCAGGGACACACAGGAAAAUGCCGUUUUAUAUUAUGUCUAUUUCUUUUAUUAUUUUUUAAAUUUGCACUGAAUUUGUCCACGGCCAAGUCAGACAUUGGUAGUGUAAAGAACCAGUGUAAAGAAAAAUUAUUUAUCAGACAAACGUCAGGAUUUUGAAAUUCUAUGAAUGAACAAAUGUAAAAUAAUGAUAAAAAAAAAAGGUAAGACAACAGACUGACAACACUAAUGUUUGACUGUGUUGAUUGAGUUAAACAUUUUAGCUGCUAUCCUUCUCCUUUUCAUUUGCCGUAUUUAAUUAACAAUGAGUUUAUUUGCAUGGGGGGGUCAAACAUGGUGUGAGAACAAAAACAUCGAACACUUGUUGUUUUUUGUUAUAGCAGCCUUGUGAUAAACCGACAUCGUUUGGAGUUACAGCUGGAAUGCAAUAAAGUUCUGAGGUUCAAGAA